GACGUUUAGUGGUCGACUCGGCUGCAGCUCACAUGCCGAGGAUCUUUUCGCUCCCAGCGCGGAUACAAAGCUGCUGCAAAAUGCCGCCCGCAACGCCGAGUCCUAUCUUCGUCCCUCUCCCUUAAAAAGAGCUCUUCCGUCUUCCCGGUCGCUACUCCGACCUUCUGUAACCCCCGAUGAUCCCUGUUGUCCCAGGCUCCAUCCGCUGGUCCAACUGAACUCGAACCUGCCGCAGCUCCGACUCAGUCUGCCGAGGUUAUCCGCGAACAGCUAUACACGGCUAUGGAUGCUCUCGUGUCGCGGCUGGACGCCCUCGUUACAAACCCGGAUCUCGCCCCGGUCCUGUCGUUGUUAAAGGGUAUUCGCAAUGGCGCGGUCUACGGUGCUAAAGUGCGGUUUCCGCAUGCUCUGGUUAUGAUAUUCCUAUUCCGCUCUGGAACCAUACGGGAAAAGGUCAAGCUAGUGCUCAAUGCUACACGACAGCAUGCUCGAAAUCUCGCCGUGUUCUGCCUCAUAUACAAGAGCUCCAUGAUCGUCUUGCGCAAUAUCAAUCCUGCUGGUGUCGGGAAGGAGGGGCAAUACGAUAGCUUCUUUGCGGGGUUGAUGGGAGGCUAUGCGGUCUUUGGCCGACAUAAAUCAAGUGUCACGCAACAGAUUGUGAUCUAUAUCUUCGCGCGUGUCGUCCUCGGCUUCGCCAAGCUCUCCGUCCAACCCGGAGCGCACCCUCUCUCAGACCUCAUCGGCCCUGAAGGGCGGAAACGUAUCGAAAACAAUGCCUGGGCUGUUUUCGCAUCCGUCAGCUGGGCGCUUGUCAUGUACCUCUUCCGCUGGCAUCCGGAGACAUUGAUGUCGAGUCUACGAAGCAGCAUGGUUUACAUAUAUGCCGACUCAGACCACUGGGACUCAUUCCGUAACCUCCUAGUCUACAACAAAUAGACGAUUUUUUCAACUUGUCACGCUGGCGCUUGAUGCUAUAUCUCUUUAGUCUUAGGGCUAUUCUUUUUUCCUCUACUACUAUGGGCCAGGCGUAUAGAAUCGGCGCAUGUUUUUCUAUGGCUUUGAUCUGUGCUACUCGUUC
Messenger RNA from Aspergillus versicolor CBS 583.65, 1078 nucleotides. Its product is annotated as Tim17/Tim22/Tim23/Pmp24 family protein. Lineage: Eukaryota; Fungi; Ascomycota; Eurotiomycetes; Eurotiales; Aspergillaceae. The record is from RefSeq and is a predicted model, not a curated record. Gene Ontology annotation, cellular component: peroxisomal membrane. The coding region runs from base 283 to 936 and encodes 217 amino acids. The transcript has 6 exons.